Messenger RNA from Raphanus sativus (radish), 817 nucleotides. RefSeq lists its product as uncharacterized. The record is from RefSeq and is a predicted model, not a curated record. Lineage: Eukaryota; Viridiplantae; Streptophyta; Magnoliopsida; Brassicales; Brassicaceae. The transcript has 5 exons. The coding region runs from base 77 to 613 and encodes 178 amino acids.
UGUUUUUUUUUUACAUCUUCACAGAGGUAAAAGCUUAUCCUGAGGAAACGUUGGGUUUAAUUUUGCGCCAAAAAAAAUGUUUCCUUCGCUUGCGUUAUCGACGGCACCAAUGCCGUCGACGAUUAUCUCCGCCACGAGACGGUCCCCAGUCACGCAACUUAACGCAAAGAAAACCAAGCCAGAGAAGAAGCUGCCAACGACGACGACGUCCACGAGCGGUUUCUCCGGCAGAACAUCGAAGGAGCUGACGUGGCAGUGCAUAGAAGGCUGCGGAGCUUGCUGUAAGCUUGCAAAGGACUUCGCUUUCGCGACCCCUGACGAAAUCUUCGACGACCCUGAUGAUGUCGAGCUGUAUAGAAGCAUGAUUGGAGAUGAUGGGUGGUGCAUAAACUACGACAAACCUACACGCAAAUGCUCCAUUUAUGCUGAUCGACCAUAUUUCUGCCGGGUAGAGCCAGAGGUUUUCAAGACUCUCUACGGGAUCGAAGAAAAGAAAUUCAACAAGGAAGCUUGCAGCUGCUGCAUUGAUACCAUUAAAACAAUACAUGGCUCAGAUUCCAAGGAACUAGACAGUUUCAACCGCGCAAUCAGAAGCAGUCCGAGCUCGAGUUAACAGCCUGAUGAACUCUAAGGAAACACAGUAAAUCAAAGGUUAAUAUUACUCACCGGAGUCGAGCUUGGCACAACCGUGGCAGACAAAAGUAGCAUUGAUCUCUUUUUCUUUAAAGUGCAUAUAGAUUUGGCUAGCAGAGAAAUCUGAAGGACAAAGCUCCCAUUCAUCAAACUCUUUGUCUGAUAUCAGACUGCCUUGCUCAUA